AUGAGAGUUUCAGAGAGUGUAGGUCAAAAAUUAAGGAGAGUAAACAUUGAUUAUUCGUAAUUCGAACUGCCAGAGAAUUCUUUCGAUUACUACUUGAAACCUGUGAAACCUAAGUUGAAUUAUAGCAAGCUCUUGCCUAAACAAUAAUCUCCGCACAGAGAAAUCCCACAUACCAUCUCAUGUAGAAUCAGACCCCAAAUCAGUAAUCAAGCAUACAAUGACGUUAUCAAUUAAACGAGUUUAAAAACUCUUCCUAUUCGACAACUGAUUCCUCAUAAUAAUAAUAAUCGUUCCUUUGUUUUAAAACAUAAGAAGCCAAGCAUCGAAGCACGUUAUAAAUAGAUAAUGGUACAUUUCAAAUCAAGCAAUAGGAAUAUAAUGUCGAAGAACAAUUCGUGGAAUUGAGAAGAUUAAUGACUCGAUAGAAAAAAUCAUCUAGCCUUGGAAAAAGGGUUAAAUUUUUAUAAUGA
Molecule: messenger RNA, 470 nt
Organism: Paramecium octaurelia
Lineage: Eukaryota; Ciliophora; Oligohymenophorea; Peniculida; Parameciidae
Source: the annotation of a GenBank genome assembly